AGACACAGAGCGACCCUUGAGAUUAAAAGAAACCCUAAAAACCUUACCGCUCCUACAACUUCAUCUUCUCCAAUUUUUUCUUUGUUUGUUUUGUUGUGAUCGGAUCGUCUGCUACCUUCCAUUUCCGGCAAUUCAAACCUUGUGUUAAUGGAAAAUCUUGAAGAAUCGCAGAGUCGCUGCGUCUUUGUUAAUACGAGCCUUGGAACCCAUAUAGUGUCUCUCCUCUACAACGAUGACACAAGCUCAGAUUUCAAAGAAAAAUUACGCGAGGAGCAUAAACAAUGUCAUCCACAAAUUGGUGAAAUCGAAAUUUCUGCUUUGAAGGUUAAACACCGAAAUCAGUUUUUUCAUUGCUCAGAUUCAAUGAUUUUGAGUGAAGCUUUUCAAGGCAUCACUAGAGACUGGUUUAUCUAUGUGGAUGCAGUCAGAGUUCUGACCAUUGAAGAUUCUGAACAGAGAAACGAUGAAAAUGGAGAAGCUGAUCAGGAUGUUCCCAGAGAAGAAGGUGUUGUUGGUAACGCAAAGACGACAAGGAAUAAAAAGAGGAAGGUCGAGCAGCAAAAGAAGUCUUGCAAGUAUCAGAAAGCUGAGAAGAUUGAUGAUGUUUCUGUACCAAGGAAAAAACAAGAAUUUGUCGGGGAAACAUCUUUGUCAAGCUCUGUCUUAGUACACAAUAAUGUGGCUCAAGGAGUUGCUUCACUAGUAACAAGAGAUUUACCUAGAUGCACAUGCCAAAGUCUAAUAACCAGAAAGCUGGUCGUAUUGGAUUUGAAAGGGAUCCUCGCGGAUGUCGUUGAGGAUUAUAAUGGUCAGCUCAUUCCAGAUGGUAAAAUAUCAGGCAGAUCAGUUUUCAAGAGACCUUUUGUUGCUAGUUUUCUUGAAUUCUGCUUUGAGAGGUUCGAGGUUGGGAUAUGGUCUUCUGGGGACGUUGGACUGGAUUUUAUGAACUACGUCGUCAUUGGAAAGCGUGCAAAAAACCUGUUGUUCUGUUUCGAUCAACAUAUGUGCACUCCUACAAGGUUCAACACUCUGGAGAAAAGCACAGAACCUCUGUUCCUUAAGGAUCUAAGAAAAGUUUGGGAGCGUAUUGGAACAUGUGUCAGUUGUGGAAAAGUAAAGUACGAUGAGUCAAACACCUUACUGGUUGAUGACUCACCGCACAAGGCCUUGUGUAAUCCUCCACACACUGGAAUCUUUCCUUUCCCGUACCAGUACACAGACCGUAACGAUUCUGCAUUGUCUUGUGAGCUAAUGCAGUACAUGGAAAGGUUAGCGGAAGUGGAUAAUGUACAGAAGUUCGUAGCUGAGAAUCCAAUCGGCCAGGCUGCCAUAAAUGAUAAGCAUGAAUCAUGGCAGUUCUACUCUCAGGUGAUCGAGGAAUAUAAGUAAAUUGAUCCAGGGGGCUCACUGUUUAAUUAGACUCUUCAGUUUGUGGUUAUUUAGGCUCUAAUUUGUAACUCUUUGGAAUGACGUUGUGGUAUAAUGAUCGUAUGCGGUUUUUUGUGGA
Molecule: messenger RNA, 1507 nt
Organism: Eutrema salsugineum
Lineage: Eukaryota; Viridiplantae; Streptophyta; Magnoliopsida; Brassicales; Brassicaceae
Exons: 8
Coding region: 148-1389 (413 amino acids)
Molecular function (GO): phosphoprotein phosphatase activity
Source: RefSeq, a predicted model, not a curated record